AUGCCCCUCCGCUCCCACCACGGCUGCGCCCGGUGCAAACACCGACGACAAAAAUGCGAUGAGAAACAGCCCAGUUGUACUCGCUGCAAAGAAGCUGCCGUGACAUGCGAAUAUGUUAUUACUCUCAAAUGGGAUGGCCGGGUGCCUCGGAAACAAGAACAAACUUCAUCUCGACGGAGGCCGAGGCGGAGGAUUGCUUCUGCUACUUCUUUGACGGUGUCGGGCAUAGGACAUAGUCCCGAGACUCGACUCCUUAAAGACGAGGGGCUCAAAUUAAUGGAAGUAGACAUUUUUUAUGGUCUAGAUUCCCGCGACAAGUUACUGCUGAAUCACUUUAUAACCCAUGUUUCUCAACUGAUGAGUCACGCCUCCGUGCGCGAUCAAGCAUGUCAAAUCCUGCCUGUGGCGCUGGGAACGCCCUAUUUACUAUAUGCUACACUAGCCUUUUCGGCACUUCAUCUCUCAACUUUGCAAGGAGGUGACAAUGGAGGGGGACGGAUAUCCGAUACAUUGGUUACAGACAUUCUGGCGUGUAGCAUCACCUAUCUACGACAGGAACUUGACACCAAAAACCCCACUUCCGAGAAUACACCAGCUCUGUUACAUACCGUGAAGACUUUAUGUCUCUUCGAGAUCUACUCCGGCAAACAUGGCUCCUCCUGGCGUGCCCACCUAAAGGGGGCGCGAGCACUGCUCAUAACCACGACAGCCUGCCGAAACACAACGAAUGAAUUGCAUGGAGGCGAUUGGUUAAUAGUGAGAUGGUACGUUUCCAUCGAAGCCCUGUCCGCAUUAACGAAUGACGACACCCGAAAUGAAGAGCAGCAGGCUAUUCAGCUCAUAAUUGAUUCGGUAGCAACCCAAGGCUCUGUGCUGGAUGUUUAUGCGGGUUAUGCGGCGGAUUUGCAUUUGGCAUUCAAGGAUAUUGGGGGGUUAAUGCAGCGGUUUGCAUCUAUGAGGGAGAAUUACUGCGGCGAUGACAUUCUGGCUGAUCUACUGAGACAUUGCGAUGAAUGCAUCGAGAUUGAACAACGAGUCGAAAACAUGAUCCAUCGAGAUCGGGACGGCGGACUCAAGAUUCCAGCUGAAAUCUCACUUACUCCAGAGGAGUUUCAGAUGUUUAGCGCUUGCAAUACAGAAUAUCAGUACUCAGCGCUCCUACAGAUUCGCCGACGACUAUAUAACAUGCUCUCAGGAUCCGAGCAAACCCAGCAGUGCGUUAGAGGUGUUCUGGAUGCAGUGUGCAACGUCCUGCCGGUUACAGUUUUGUCGCCGUGGAUUUUGCUUACGACGCCUAUAUUUACCGCUGGAUGCGAAGCCAUAAACCAAGAUCGAGAGACGGUCAAACAAUUACUAGUGGAACUGUACACGGUUCUCCGCAUUCGGAAUAUCCUCAGAGCACUCGAAGUAUUGGAGAAACACUGGGAAAGACCAGAUGAUAGCUACACAGACGUGGCUGAUUUCCUGCCUUUUUGA
Talaromyces marneffei is the source of this 1476-nucleotide messenger RNA. RefSeq lists its product as uncharacterized. Gene Ontology annotation, cellular component: nucleus. The coding region runs from base 1 to 1476 and encodes 491 amino acids. The record is from RefSeq and is a predicted model, not a curated record. The transcript has 2 exons. Gene Ontology annotation, molecular function: DNA-binding transcription factor activity, RNA polymerase II-specific; zinc ion binding; transcription cis-regulatory region binding. Gene Ontology annotation, biological process: positive regulation of transcription by RNA polymerase II. Lineage: Eukaryota; Fungi; Ascomycota; Eurotiomycetes; Eurotiales; Trichocomaceae.